Micropterus salmoides (largemouth bass) is the source of this 1192-nucleotide messenger RNA. RefSeq names its product zinc finger protein 235-like. Gene Ontology annotation, molecular function: DNA-binding transcription factor activity; RNA polymerase II cis-regulatory region sequence-specific DNA binding. Gene Ontology annotation, biological process: regulation of transcription by RNA polymerase II. Lineage: Eukaryota; Metazoa; Chordata; Actinopteri; Centrarchiformes; Centrarchidae. The transcript is spliced from 2 exons. The record is from RefSeq and is a predicted model, not a curated record. The coding region runs from base 55 to 1047 and encodes 330 amino acids.
GUUAGAGGAUGUAAACAGAAGGACGUUCCGCCUCCGGAGAUAGCAGUGGAAAACAUGACCAAGCUGGAGCUGUUGAACGUGUUUCUGAACGACAGGCUGACGGCGGCCGCAGAAGAGAUUUUUCGCGCCGUUAAAAACACGGUGCUGGAGUAUCAGAGCGAACUCCUGCGCUCCAAAGAGGAGAACGAGCGGCUCAAACGGCUCCUCAAUGUAGCCGUCCAGCGGCUGCUGCUGCACCCAGACCCUCACAAUGUCCAGCCCCAAGAAGACGGUCAGCCAUGUGAGUCUGAGUGGACAAGCAGCGUGGAGCUCCAAAUUAAAGAGGAACCAAAACUUGGAAACGGUCAACCUGAUUGUUCGCAAGAAGCAAGAGACUCUGAGGAAGGAAACUGUAGUCAUAUCGAACCACUACAAAGGUCACAUCCUCCACCAGCCCUGACUGUGUGUAGCAGACAAAGUGUCUCCCCACCUCCGCUAACGUCCCAGGAGAUUAAGGUAGAGAGUGACAGAGAGGACAGCAGGAAACAGCAGCCAGCCAACAUCUUACCAUCCUGCGUGGCUGUUCAUUCAAACUGCAGAGCGGCUCAGAGCGAUUCUGGUGCCAGCACCGCAAAGAGUCACAGGAAUCACAAAACAGACCCGCAGGUGAAAGGGUUACUCCGCUCAAAUGGGAAACAGAGCGCGCACAUACUGCAGAAGAAUGCGAGAGCCCUGAAGCUGCCUCCGCCUCGCUCCUCUCACCCAAACCAGAGCAUUCAGAGGUGGCACAGCUGUAAAGAGUGCGGGAAGGGCUUCAGCUUUGCCUGCCAGCUGGAGGUCCACAUGCGCUGGCACACCAAGGAGAAGCCGUACAGCUGUGCAGUGUGCCGAAAGAGCUUCACCACGGUCAGCAUGCUGAAGAGACACCACCGCAUCCACACAGGGGAAAAGCCCUUCCGCUGCCAUGUCUGUGGGAAGUGCUUCAACCAGUCAGCGCACCUCAACACCCACUUCAGGCUCCACACCAGAGAGAGGGCCAGCUGGAGCAGAGCGCCACACUCCAAGUGAACAAAGACUCACAACAGGGAACUAACCUGACUAUCUGUAACUUUGAAAUACUUUAACUUGCCAAAUUACAGGUUCAAAGUGUACAAUAAUGAUGUUUGACUGUGUGUGUCUUGUCUGUUGUGCAAUAAAGUAUGUCACAUGAAGA